This is a messenger RNA of Ziziphus jujuba (common jujube), 1872 nucleotides long. RefSeq names its product nibrin homolog. Gene Ontology annotation, molecular function: damaged DNA binding; protein binding. Gene Ontology annotation, cellular component: Mre11 complex. The transcript is spliced from 13 exons. The record is from RefSeq and is a predicted model, not a curated record. Gene Ontology annotation, biological process: double-strand break repair via homologous recombination; mitotic G2 DNA damage checkpoint signaling. Bases 149 to 1678 code for a protein of 509 amino acids. NCBI's taxonomy places the organism in Eukaryota, Viridiplantae, Streptophyta, Magnoliopsida, Rosales, Rhamnaceae.
UCUUGAAUUGUGGGGAGGUACAAUCAUAGCAAGCACUGGUCACCGGUAAUCUAUUUCUCCGUCUCCGGCGAAAACAUGGUCUGGGGUCUCUUUCCCGUUGACCCCCUUUCAGAUAUCCUUUGUUGCUGUUUAACAAGGUGUGCAUCAUAUGAUAGGUGAAUAUGAAUACUAUAUCUCUGCAAAGGGAUUGUACAAAGUGGGUCGAAAAGGUUGUGACAUAAUUAUUACAAAGGACAAAGGAGUAUCUCGGAUCCAUGCAGAAAUAUCUGUGGAUGUAAUGACUUCCAUUAACCCCUCACAGAUUAAAUCUUCUAGUUCUUCAUGCAAAGUUCUUGUUUGGGAUUGCUCAAAGUAUGGUACCUUCAUUAAUAAAAACCUUGGCUCAAUGGAGAAAGUUCAUCAGUUCCCAAAUAAAGAAACCACUUUAAGAGAUGGUGACCUGAUCUCAUUUGGAACUGGAAAUGCAACCUACAGGUUUUCUUUUGUUCCACUAAUUUUCUGGGACUGCUGCUGGGAGACCUGCCAAGUGAAUCAUCCCCUUCAGGACAAAAUUUCAUCAAUUGGUGCCUGUAUUAUUCAUAAUUUUAGUCAAGAGUGCACUCAUGUACUUGUUGAUGAACCCAUGCCUUUGCGAGAAGAUCUACUUGAUGCUAUUGUGGCUAAGAAACCAUGUAUCCUUAGUAGUUGGGUUAAGUCAUUUGCAGAAGAAAACAUUCGCACUGAAAUUCCCAGCUGCAGUAACUAUUCUGCAACUCUAACAGUGGAAGGAGUAGCAGUAAAAGUUACAGAUCCAAAAACUCGUGAAAACUGUUUCAGAGGAUAUACUUUUGUAUUGGAUUCGACAAACAAGUAUAAAUUUGGGGCUCGGUUGCAGUCUUUACUGGAAGUUAGUGGAGCAAAGAUUCAAUCUAUUGAAGGCAUUAACUUAAGCAGCCAAGCACCAGAUCAUGAAGAAGAUAAUUGCAUUGUUUGUGUCAUCCCUGGAGGAUCAGCUGAGAAGUUUGGUUGCUUCAUUAAACUCAGUUCUGUAUCUAGAGUGAAUGAAAUGGACUUAAUUUCUGCUGUUUUAAGUGGACAACUGGAUCAUUCCAUUUUGAGAUCACCUUGUGUAGUUGUAUCAUCUUCAUGCUCCACAGAUGAGACAAUUGUAGCAGAUUCUGAAGCUGAAGUGGAUACAGUCACGUCGGUCCAUAAAACCGCUGCUGUAUGUUCUGAAGACCUAAUUGAAACUGUGAGUAAGAUUGACAGAACCACAGCUCAUGCUAAUACCAAUAAUUUUACAAGCUUUAGGCCUACUAGUGACGGUAUACCUGCCAAAAGAGAUAGUGCUGAUGAGUCUGAGAAUGGAAAUUCAGAUAUUAUUUAUAGCCAAGAUUUAUUUGUGCGAGAUAUAAAUGUGCUUCCUACCACAGCUUCUACAACAAACUGCAAAGGCUUAAACUUCAAACGCUUUAGAAAGAAAGGCACUCCAUCCGGGAACAGCUUUGACAACCUAAUUCCAUUCUCAAAGUAUCCAUAUCAAGAAUCUGACUAUAGGAGUGAGGAAAUUGUUGAGUCUGUGAAAGAAGAGAAAAAGAGAAAGAAAAUGGAAGCCAUUGCUGAAGACUUGUUUAACAAUGAAAAGGGGAGACAACGUGGUACUGCUGGUUCUCUACGAGGACUUCUUAGUCGUUGCUAAUAAAUAUGAGCUGCUAGCUCCGACAGGAAAAUAGAAGGGUCGACUACUUAGGCAUACUCUGAAAUGCCAUUUUUUUUUUUUUUUUUCAAUCUUAUGUAACAUGUUUAAAUCUGCAAAGUUUAUCAGAGAAAAUAUCCUGUCAAAUAGGUUGGUUGACUCUGCAAAACUAAUCAAAAUGGAAGUUAUUUUCUGUC